UAAUUUAUCACAUGAUGACUAAAUUACCCGUACCAUUUCUUGAUCUCCCAAUUUUACCCUUCCUACUUCGCGCGUUGUUCUCUUCCUCCUGUCAUCGUUGCCGCCACUCCUCCUCCAGUAGCAGCGGCCGCCGCCAACUGAACUGUCGCUGUCGAUCGUCGCUCCCGCCAUCGUCCGUGUGUGCCUCCUCUAGUCGUCCUCGAGACUUCGACCCGGAUUAAACAGUCCCAGCUAGCGUGCUUGUGAUUUGUGGAUGAGAGAGUUGUGAAAAAGAAUGGGCGGGUUGAAGGGACUUUUAAAGAAAGGGUUAGGGGAGAUGGGCUUCAUGGCCGACGGCGGAGUUAUCAACUGGUUCCCGGGACACAUGGCAGCCGCCACUCAUGCUAUUCGCCAGCGCCUUAAGGUUGCUGACUUCGUCAUCGAAGUUCGAGACGCGCGCAUUCCUCUGUCCUCUGCUCAUGCCGAUCUUCAACCUCAGCUCUCGGGGAAGCGCCGUGUCAUUGCACUUAAUAAAAAGGACUUGGCCAACCCUAAUAUCAUGCAUAAAUGGAUCCACUAUUUUGACUCGUGCAAGCAAGAUUGUGUUCCUAUAAGUGCCCAUAGCAAGAGCUCUGUUAAGAAGCUUCUUGAUCUUGUCGAGUUCAAAUUGAAGGAAGUGAUUUCCAGGGAACCUACUCUCCUAGUGAUGGUGGUUGGUGUUCCAAAUGUUGGGAAGUCAGCUUUGAUUAAUUCAAUUCAUCAAAUUGCACUGUCUCGCUUUCCAGUGCAGGAGAAGAUGAAGAGAGCUACUGUGGGUCCUCUGCCUGGUGUUACUCAAGAUAUUGCGGGAUACAAGAUAGCACACCACCCGAGCAUAUAUGUCUUAGACACUCCUGGGGUGCUGGUUCCAAGUAUCCCAGACAUAGAAACAGGGUUAAAGCUGGCUCUUGCAGGAUCUGUGAAAGAUUCAGUAGUGGGUGAGGAGCGUAUUGCUCAGUACUUACUGGCAGUUUUGAAUACCCGAGGGACUCCAAUUCACUGGAAGCACUUGAAUAAUAGGAGAAUGGAAGGGAUUCGAUAUGAAUCUGAGGAAAAGCAUGAAUACAAUUUGAAAAGCCUUAAACGAAAGAGCACAAGUCCACCAAAUAAAUCUGAAGUGGUUUAUAUCGAGGAUCUUGUAAUGGAAGUUCAACGAGCACUAUAUGUGACGCUAACAGAAUUCAAAGGGAACACAGAAGAUGAGGGUGACUUGGAAGAUCUGAUCGAGCAGCAAUUUGGGACGUUGCAGAAGGCAUUGAAGAUACCUCACAAAGCUUCAGAAGCACGUUUAAUGGUAUCAAAGAAGUUCCUUACUCUGUUUAGAACUGGCAAACUUGGACCUUUCAUUCUCGAUGACGUUCCUCAUGCUUGACCAUUCUGCUUUUAGGGGAGGGAGGGAUGGAGAGAAGAGGAGGGAGGGAAAAGAAAGGGGGGUUGUGUCCCUGUGUGUUAAAGUUUGGUGGGUCUUAGGCUGAAAAUAGAAGUUUGGUUGGUCAUUCACCCCACUACCCGGGCCCCCAUUUACCACAGUGAGGCCCCAACUCAUACGGUUCAUGUUUUAGACUCUACUCCAUGCAUUCCCUGAAAAAAUGUCUAAACAGACAUGUCUGCAAGUAGUUUGAGUAAAUUGAUAUUUUUUCAGUUAAACCAUUUUCCCCCCCAAACCAAAAAGGGCGGUAACUACUUGGCGUGACGUGAUUGAACGUUUAUUGAUGAAUAAUCAAGAGCUUAACUUCCUUAACCAA
Messenger RNA from Neltuma alba, 1763 nucleotides. RefSeq names its product short integuments 2, mitochondrial. Gene Ontology annotation, molecular function: GTP binding; GTPase activity. The transcript is spliced from 8 exons. Lineage: Eukaryota; Viridiplantae; Streptophyta; Magnoliopsida; Fabales; Fabaceae. The record is from RefSeq and is a predicted model, not a curated record. The coding region runs from base 275 to 1390 and encodes 371 amino acids. Gene Ontology annotation, biological process: mitochondrial translation. Gene Ontology annotation, cellular component: mitochondrion.